Messenger RNA from Postia placenta MAD-698-R-SB12, 2121 nucleotides. RefSeq lists its product as hypothetical. The record is from RefSeq and is a predicted model, not a curated record. Gene Ontology annotation, molecular function: RNA binding. The coding region runs from base 1 to 2121 and encodes 706 amino acids. The transcript is spliced from 7 exons. NCBI's taxonomy places the organism in Eukaryota, Fungi, Basidiomycota, Agaricomycetes, Polyporales, Adustoporiaceae. Gene Ontology annotation, biological process: rRNA processing. Gene Ontology annotation, cellular component: nucleus.
AUGUCUGACCCUCGCUUUGCCCGCUUCAAGACUGACCCUCGCUUCCGGCGCAUCAAAAAGGACGAGGGCAAGGUCGUCGUAGACGAGCGGUUCAAGGGCGUCUUUGACGCGGACAAAAAGAAAAAGAAGGGAAAGAAGGACAAAGUGCUCAAUCAGAUCCCUUCUCAAGACCGGGUCGACAAGUACGGAAGACCACUAGCAGACACGCAUGAGCAGGACAAUCUACGUCGCUUCUAUCGCCUCGAAGACGAAGACAAAUCACAGCCGGAGGCUACUACUGGUCCGGACUAUGCACGAGGCGCGGUACUCCUCGAGUCUUCCGACGAGGAAGAUGACCGUGAGCCUGCCUCUGAGGACGACGAGAGCGAUGCGGCAAGCCAUAUUGUCCUUGGCCGCGAUAUCUCCAAGCCUAUCCCGGUUCCGGAUGACGAAGCCGAAAUUGACUUGGACGAGGAUGCAUUCGCCGAGCUCGACGCACAGGCUGCCGCGUAUGCCAAAGAGAACCCCGAGGUGGACGGUAACGGAGCUGACGAAGGGCAGCGCACACGCAGGCUUGCUGUCGUGAACCUCGACUGGGAGCAUGUACGCGCUAUACAUCUCUAUAAGAUAUUUUCUUCGCUUGUGUCGCCGACCGCUCCGCCGCUCGCGCCGAGACCUGCGGAAGACACCGCCAAGGAUGCGAGGAAAGGGAGGGCGAAAGGCUCCGCUGCCCGCGUCGUCCGGGGCAAGGUCCUCAGCGUGCGUGUCUACCCGAGCGAGUUCGGUAAGGAGCGCAUGGCAAGGGAAGAGAAGGAGGGACCACCCCCGGAGGUGUUCAAGAAGAAGACGAUCGAGAACGAGGACGACAUCAACGAGCGCACCAUCUUCGAGGUCGGGGAUGGGGAGGAUUACGACGAAGACGCGCUGAGGAAGUAUCAGUUAGAGCGGUUACGAUAUUACUAUGCCAUUGUCGACUGCGACAGCGUGGAAGCUGCAUCACAUAUCUACUCCGAGCUGGAAGGCACAGAGCUCGAGCGGUCCGCAAACGUCUUCGACUUAAGCUUCGUUCCAGAAGACAUGACAUUUGACCAGGAUUGCCGUGACGAGGCCGUGGAGGACUACGGUGCUACCUACAAAGCCCUUGACUUCAGAACAGAUGCACUCCGGCAUUCGAAAGUGAAGCUGACAUGGGACGAGGACGACCCGCAGCGCGUGCAACUCACGCGCCGCGCCCUAUCCCGAAAAGAGCUGGACGAGAACGACUUCAAGGCGUAUCUUGCAUCCUCGACCUCCGGCUCCGAGGACGAAGAUGAGCGCGGGCCCCGCAAAGGCGCGGACGCAAAGGCAGCGUCCCGUGACAAGCUGCGCGCACUGCUCCUCGGCGGCGGCGACGACCUCCCGGAGGGCUGGGGCCAGAGCAGGGGCGAAGAUGACGGGGACGACAUCGACAUGGAGAUCACGUUCACGCCGGGGCUGAGCAACGCGAACGAGGGGCGCGAGGAGACGACGCUCGAGAAGUACCAGCGGAAGAUGAAGGAGAAGAAGAAGAAGCGGAAGGGGGAGGUCAAGGAGCGGGAUGCGGACGAGCAGGCGGACAAGGAGACUGGUGCUCGCGACGAUUUCUUUGCGGGGGGGAGCGAAGAUGAGGGCGCGGAGUCCGGUCAGCACGGGGAGGGGGAGAAGGAAGACCGGCACAUCUCGACUGCGGAGGAGCUGGCGCUGUUGGCCGCGUCUGACAACGUCGACGGCGAGGCCAGACACUUCAAUAUGAAGGCCGUCCUGAAGGCGGAGAAGAAGCAGAAACUAAAGAAGAAGAGAGGGAAGAAAGCCGCGCUGGAGGAGGAGAAUGAGCUACAGGAGGACUUCAACAUCGAUCUCAAGGACGACCGAUUCAAGGCCGUGCACGACGAUUAUGCGUUUGCUAUUGACCCCAGCAAUCCGAGAUUCAAAAAAACGAAGAGCAUGGCAGCUCUUCUGGGAGAGCGCUCGAAGAGACAGAAGGAGAAGACGGAUGCCGAUGUCCCUGUUACUGCGAAGCGUCAGGACGCGGCAGGCAAAGACAGUCUGAAGAGCCUUGUAGAGAGCGUCAAGCGCAAGAGUGCUGCAGCAGAACAACAACCUGGCAAGCGGAGGAAAACGUAG